GAGUUGAUUGCGAGGCUUCGCGAUCAAACCGAAAGUGCCCAGAAGGGUGAGCGAAGGCGGUGGCGGUCUUUCAACGAAAACUGCACGAGAAAUCAGCUGUCCUGGCUUGUAGUCCGUGCUGCCUUGCACGCCGAUAAGUCUCCGCCGUCUUCCAAAUGUUCUCUGGCUGAAGAUCGUAUGGAUCAUCGGAUACCAUGGAACACAUGUCCAAAUUCCUACAGGUUGGCCCGUCAAACGUCGUAUUCUCGCAAAUCAGAUUCAUUCAACCGAAUAACGACUGGUUUUCCCUGCAACGGCUAAAGGCUGUUGAGGCGAAGCUUUCGGAAACGUUGGAAUCGAGGCUUGAAGACAUCAAUUCGCUGAAGCCUGGAGCCCUGGAUACCGUCAACGGUGACAUGACAAUGGAGAAUGUGAAGGUCACCUACAACCUGAGGAAGAGGACCGCCCUCCCUCGCCACGUGGUCCAGAUGCAAGCACCAAACAAGCCGCGACACGUCGACGGGUCCAUUUGCAGAUACAACGACUACGGGGGCACGUUUGUGCGAAAGAAUGUCGUGCGCGCCGAACUUGUGGUGGUGAUCCGUCGUCUGACCGCCAGCGAAUUGGCGAAGCAACUCGGGGUGUCCGAGAGCCAGGCGUCCCAGAGCACAACGAGCGGCUACUUCAGGGAUGAGGCGGCCACGGGGAGGCCCACCACACCCCACGAGAAGGCAGCAAUCAGGAGACUGCUCAACAACAAGGAGCAGAAAAAGCGGCAGCGUGUGAGAAGCAGCUCGGAUUCCGAGAACAUCGACAGUGCAAACGAGCUUCCCAAGCCCGACACCCGGCCGCAACAGAAGAAGCCUGCGUUGGGAAGUGCGAGCCAGCAAGUGCCACAAAGAAUGUCACUCGCAAGGACAGUUUCUCCAACGCGAAGCUCGCAGCCGCAGGUCGGUGCUGUUCUCUCGAAGGCCCAAGUGUUGCGCCAUGAACAGCCGCAGAGUCUGGCGAGUACAUCGGCCCCUGAAGUCAGGACGCCUUCCGAAGAUGCCAAAAGCAAGACAAAGAGCGCUCGAGAUCAGGGUGCAAAAACCUUGACUUCUCAUGGCAGUCACUCGAGUCGUUCAGGCAGUGGUCAUUCCAGUCGCUCGAGCAGCCUACCACGCGACCGCGAAGCGAAGCAGACGUUGCGAGCGGAUUCGCGUGGGCCAGAAAGUGAGGAUCUCGUGGAACGGCAGACGACAGAGCGGCAGGCAGCGAAUCGGCAAACGGCGGACCGACAGACUGCGGACCGACAGACUGCGGACCGACAGACUGCGGACCGACAGACUGCGGACCGACAGACUGCGGACCGACAGACUGCGGACCGACAGACGGCGGAGCGGCAGACGAGUCGGCCGAAACAGACAUCCGAGAAGCAGUCGACGCAGCGGUCGAAGAGCAGCAGGGACCACAAACCGUCAAAGCACUCAAAGGAUGAUGGACGCCGGCCACACAAGGAAAACGCAAGUCAUGGCCACAGGCACGACAGCAAACGCGAGAAGUCUUCACACAGGGACGAGGGUUCGUCGUCCAAGCGACGAAAGGGAGACCACACUGCCAUCAAGCCGAAAAAAGAGUCGCAUUCAACGAAGAAUGUUGCUUUGAAGCAGUUGCUGACGGUCUGCGGGAUCGGGGACUCCGACUCGGACAGCGAAGCAGAAACGUUGAGGAAGGAAGAUAAGAUGGAGACGGUAAGGACGUCGCCAGACUCCACGCAAACGACGGUUGAGACCAAGGCAAAACGGGAGAGCAUGGACGAUUUUAAGGAGCACCGUGCGACGACAGUGGCGGCAUCGAAGAAGUCGUCUGCUAGCGGAAAGCAGAAAAGAGAAGCGGAGACGUUGAACAGGAGCCUGUUCCUCGAACUCGACGAAAAUGAGGACCCAAGGUCGUCGCCAAACGUCGGGUCGUCUGCCGUCUCAGAGCCAUCCGAAAACUUCAAGCUGUCUGCCGGCGUCAAGUCGUCCGCUAGUACUGGACCUUCCGUCGAAUCCACCUUGUCGGCGCACCAAGAAUACGAUCCUGCCUCGCCACAGGUGCCACAAGACCCACCAAAGUUGCGCGCUGUAAGCUAUAAUCCCACACCCGUUACAAGCGUCGCGGUGGAGUACACCCCGACAAAGGCAGCCGUUGGCAGCUCAGUUCUCGAGCGCAAGGUGGCACCAACCGUCAAGGAGGACACCUACGUGCCUUCGACAACGAGAGCCCGUGUCAGGCUGGAAGGGCCGUCGUACGUGCCAUCUGCCAUGACGUCUUUACCAAAACAGGAGGAGAAGCCGAAGAGGAGGGAAGAGUACGUCCCGUCCAGCGUGGCGUCGACAACGUCGAGCUCGCGUUCGGUGCGGGGACGUUACGAGGAGUACGUUCCGGAGGCCGUGGGUAGCGCAUCUCGCCGCCACCAGACGACGGUCGACUACGUCCCGACGCCCAAGAGGGAGGCGGCCACCGCCUCCGGCGACGUUCCAACCACGACGAGCACGCUGCCGCUGUCCGAGGUGCCCGAGGCGAGGUACCGCGUCGGCGGCAACACAAACAACACCCAGGAGUCUUCGGGGAGGUCAAACUCCAUCCUGGACCAGGAGAUCCGGACGGCAAGUGAGGUCAAGGAUUUAGAAGAGAAGCACUUAAAGUACCUUUUUGACAAGUGCUUGCCCGAGAUGGACGGAAUCAUAAGGAGAAAGAUUGAGAGUUGGAGAAAUGCAGACUACCAUCGCGGCGGCAAAGCAAAAAGAAGCCUGACGUACAAGGUCUACUUCUCUAUGUUCAGUAGCGCACAGAUGAACCUCAUCAGCAACCUGUUCAUCGAGGAGUUUGUAGUGCGUCGACGGCUGAGCGGCGACUACCUCAACCAAGUGCUGAUACCAGAGUUCCUCAUCCGGGUUGUAAGCGCCAACAAGGGAACUACCCACCAGGAGAGCGACGAGCUGAUGGCCAGCAUUCCGUUCGAACUCUUCAACAUUCCCCUCCACUAGUGAGCCGGAGGGCCACGUCUACGAGGCCUCCGGAAGUGGCAUCGAGGUGCAAAACUGUGUGAAACGCGUGGACUGGAGCGCAGAGUCACCGGAUGCCGCACAGCCGACGAGAUGUGUCGCGCAUCGUGGGGAGGCCCGUUAACAGAUUUUACUGCGAUCCACUGCAUCGAGUUUCCUCGCGACUGGUUACGAGCGAACACGAGCAGCCUCGGAACACUUCCAACCCUACGUGCCGACGGCAGACUCUGCAACGUGGCACCACCGCGCGGAAUUGCGGUUUACGGCGACGGCGGCCAGUGAACUCGGAACUUUCGAGUCGUCUGUGGAGGAACAUGCAGACUCGGGUUUGUGGGACUUCCCCAAUGAAAAACAACGGUUCUUUGUCUUUGUCGUCGCAUCUUAAACCUGCAUAUUUUGCAAGCUUGUUUUAUUUUUUCUUGUUUCUACCAAAGUUGGCACAUCUGUCGUUUGCCUGCCAUAGUCAUCAUUUUUAAGAUUUUAUCUAAGAUUACACAACUUGGAGUUUGCCGAUUUAUGAUUAUCUUUAGCACGCUGUGCCUGCACGAAGCACGUUGCAGUUAUCUUUUUUAUUUAUGCUGACGCAAAGACAUCGCUCAAUGUAGAGGAAAUGCUGUAUAUUUGCUCGUUUUUUCUUUAUAUAACUGCAGUCUGGCAAGUUAUUUCGAACCAUCGUUGAAGGACUUUGUUGUUAACCGCUAGGGUGGUUCACAACGUUGUAUUUUAACAAGGCUGCAUUUGCGUUAUGCCUUGAGGUAUUUAAGUAAAUAAAAUAAAUAAAGGCGUUUCCAGUGAU
Messenger RNA from Ixodes scapularis (black-legged tick), 3807 nucleotides. Its product is annotated as zinc finger CCCH domain-containing protein 13. The coding region runs from base 195 to 2993 and encodes 932 amino acids. Lineage: Eukaryota; Metazoa; Arthropoda; Arachnida; Ixodida; Ixodidae. The record is from RefSeq and is a predicted model, not a curated record. The transcript has 13 exons.